UGCGAUGGUUUCGUUUCUACGUUUCGCUGCGUGAGAGACGUAAGGAACGGAGGGAACACUAAGAAAAAAAUACUCAAUACAUUCUGCACCGAGAAAGCUGCCGCCUAUUGCUUAACUCUUUGGCACACGAUGGAGGACGGCCUAUGGUUGAUUGAGCUCGAGUCGGCGCUGCAGGAUGACUGUACGGUGGACGACAUUUACGCAAUAUGCCACGGAAAAGCACUCCCCGAGGCCCUGCGACUGGACGUGUGGCAAGUGUGCCUUGGAGUGCGCAACAAAAUGGACCAGCUAGCACAGUUCAACGAGAUCUACGACCUACCUUUCCAGGCACAGCUGCGCUCCGAUUGUGAGGAAUUCGUCAACAAGUUGGGCAAUGAAGAUGAGGACAAAGUGUCUGUUGUUUGUGACCUCGAAUCGAUUCUCACUUUUUACUGCAAAAACCGCAACCUCGUCUAUGAGACGAACAACGGAUGGAUCGAGCUGAUGUUGCCGUUGCUUUCCCUAAAGUUGAUCCGAUCGGAUACGUAUAACCUGUUCGAGGCCAUUCGUGAUACAUACAUUCCAAAAGGUUGCAAAAAGAACGGCACGGUGUUCAAUGUGUUUCGUUUGCUGCUGCUGUACCACGACCCAGAACUGUGCACCAUCCUGGAUACCAAACGUAUAACACCAGACUGCUACGCGAGUGGCUGGUUCCAGUCACUAUUCGCUUCUACCUGCACGCUUCCAGUCGUGUUAUCCAUGUGGGACCUGUACUUCCAGCAGUCGGAUCCCUUUCUUGUGUUCUUCCUAAGUCUGAUAGUGCUGAUCAACCAGCGUGAUCAGAUACUAACGAUGAAAGCCGCGUCGAAGGAGGACCUCAUCGGAUUUCUAGUCAACAUGCCCUGCAACAUCGAGGCGGACGAUGUGCUUGAUUUCUGUUCCCUCGCUCAGUAUUACUCCGUGAAAACACCGGCUUCUUUCAAGCGGGACCUCCUGCAGGUACUGUUCGGUGUGCAGAGUGGCAGCAACAAAGCCGAGGGCUCGGUCGUGUCCCAGGCACUGUGCUUACCGGUUUCCGUCAACGAACUAAUUGAAAAUGCUUCAAUUCAAAACCCUCACCCGGAAGCGGUACGCUUUUUCUUGGUUGAUUGCCGCCCAGCGGAUCAAUACAAUUCCGGGCACCUCUCCACGGCGUUCCAUCUCGACAGCAACCUAAUGCUGCAAGAACCGGAAGCAUUCCAGACGGCCGUGCAAGGGCUGCUACGUUCGCAACGAAACGCCAUUGAUGCCAACUCUAACGCGGGCGGAGAACAUCUUUGUUUCUUAGGAUCUGGCCGGUUGGAGGAAGACCAGUACACGCACAUGGUAGUGGCUUCUUUUUUGCAGAAAAACACCAAAUACGUUUCCCUGCUGACGGGUGGGUAUGAAGCGAUACAUGAAUACUUCGGCGACGGUAUGGUUGAUUGCCUCGAGGAUCACGAUCCGCUUAAGUGCUUAAUAUGCAAUAAAGAGCAGCUACGAUACGGAAAGGGAAGCGUGAAUAACAAUAACCACAAAGCCCUGAACAGCGGUGCCAACAGUACUAAUAGCAGUGCAACGAACAGUCUCAAGCGAGGCAGCCAACGAACCGGACAUCCAACGAACAACAACGGAAUGGAUGGCGUUGCCGGAGAUCGCAAAUCGACGAUCGAUCUUUUCAGUAAGCUCUCGCUUGCCAUGAAAACGAAAUCCGCCGAGGUACGGGAGAAGAUUUUCGACUACAUUUCCAAUCCAUCUGCUGGAGAGCAAGGCUCGAGUCGGUCGGGUGCUGGGCCUGGUAGCGAAAAGCAUGUUUCUCGAAACGAUCGCAAUGGCAAACGGUACCGGAACGUUCCGCCAGUAUUUAGCAUCGGUGAGGAUCAUGAGGAGGACGACGAGCUGAACUCGGCCGCUAGUGAGUCCUCGUCUUUGGCGCGUGGAUCAAAGACGUCGGGACAGCUACAAUCCGAACCUAUAGAAGAGAUCGUUUCCAUUCAGAGCUUCCUGAAAGGUCCAGAUGUAAUUCGGCACUUCAAGUGUCAGGAGGUGCACCUCAAUGGGUAUAUGUACGACAGCUACCUGCUAGUAACGGCCACCCACAUGAUUGUGCUACGGGAGCUGGAGACACGUCGGGACCGGGCACGCAUUAUCGUACGACGCGAGCUUCAGACUAUCGUCAAGAUAACAGCCAAAAAGCGACAUCGAGACCUAAUCACAUUCAAGUACGGUUUUCCAGAAGAGGAGAAACUGAUCGUCACCGAUAUGGACCGGUUUUUGAUUCCAAACGCGAGUGAAGUGACUGGGCUUAUAUCGGAUCACAUCACCAAACAGACGUGAGCCGAUGCAUGCUGCGAUGGCCUCUAGUCCGUCCUUAUCGCACCGGCGAGGAUUUCCUGCGUAUCGGAUAGCGUUUACGUUUCGUUGCCAACCGCCAGUCAGCCAUCAUCUCAUUGCUUUAGCCAAGAAAUGAUUUACUCAUUUGUAUGAUUAUCGUUGUUAUGUUCGUUAUUUUUUUUAUUUUCGUAUGAUUUUAAGUGUUUUCUCCAUUUCUCUUUCCUGUUUCUAAGAUUCGUUUUAACAGUUUUAUUUUCAUGUGUAAUUGUUUAAUAAUAUGUAUACCUGGUACUUACACCGAAGGCACGCUUUUUAUAAAAAAGAUCGUUUCGUUCGACGAACACGUCCUCUCAUAUUACAUGAUUGUAAAGUAGCACAUGAAAACAGCAAACACAUUGCCCACGUUUUAAAACGUUCCCUUGAGCCUCUUCAUUGAGGAUUAUUUAUGGCGAGGACUGACCCCGUGAUUUACAACGUUCCGAAUAGUGAGAUGUGGGAACGAAGGAACCUAAAGCAGUACAUGAAAAGAAACAAUAAAAAAAAUCCAACAGAUUUCUUUUCCCUUGCAGGUAG
This is a messenger RNA of Anopheles nili, 2904 nucleotides long. RefSeq names its product TBC1 domain family member 23 (gene TBC1D23). Gene Ontology annotation, cellular component: trans-Golgi network. Gene Ontology annotation, biological process: retrograde transport, endosome to Golgi. NCBI's taxonomy places the organism in Eukaryota, Metazoa, Arthropoda, Insecta, Diptera, Culicidae. The coding region runs from base 130 to 2334 and encodes 734 amino acids. The record is from RefSeq and is a predicted model, not a curated record. The transcript has 2 exons.